Molecule: messenger RNA, 3361 nt
Organism: Pyricularia grisea
Lineage: Eukaryota; Fungi; Ascomycota; Sordariomycetes; Magnaporthales; Pyriculariaceae
Exons: 2
Coding region: 639-2897 (752 amino acids)
Biological process (GO): ubiquitin-dependent protein catabolic process; positive regulation of proteasomal ubiquitin-dependent protein catabolic process; protein polyubiquitination
Cellular component (GO): ubiquitin ligase complex; cytoplasm
Molecular function (GO): ubiquitin protein ligase activity; zinc ion binding; ubiquitin conjugating enzyme binding
Source: RefSeq, a predicted model, not a curated record
UUUUUUUUUCUGCCAUAACGGAUUUCUGUCGUCCCAACUUUGACCACAAAAUCACCUUCCCCACGCGACGCCUUGCAGAAAUCGACAGAGUCCGACGAAGAUAUCUUGCAUAUCUUUUGUAAGAAGGCUGUGUUGGACGACCUGCCGUACGACAUUUGAAAGCUCGGUAUUUGAUUAGAGACGGGCCCGAUUGACGAGCAGUUGAUGAAACGGUGAAUGCGGAGUUGCCUGCCUUGCCUGCCCGCCCUCAAGCUGCUACUCCCUGUUUCUUUGGCUGCCAAUUCAUCUGCCCGCCUCCGGCACAGAAUUGCACGUCAUCAUUCAACAACAACAACUACUGCUACUACAAUAACAACACGGAACCGAGGAACAAAACUUGAGGAUACCCCGGAAAUUUCUAAGUAUCGACAAGGCUCCAGGUCAAAACAAACAAACGUUCUCAAUCAAGUGAAUCUCACCAGUCUGCCGAAAAGCCGGCCUCUCCGCGGCUAUCAUGGUUCAAUCACGACUGGCAUCACUGGCGACGAUACGACAUUGAGUGAGGCGAACCGUCAGCAAGCACCCUUGCUUGCGCACUUUUCCCCGCUCCAUCCUCCUCAGCUCCCCUCCAAUCCGCUCCUCUAAAUUUCACUAUCACGAUGGUUUCCCUUGUCAUUACGUCUGCCACCGUGCCCUCGGCAGCAGACCUGGAAAUGUGCUCUACCGAAGUCGUCGUCCGCCGCAUUCCCGAACUAUCAGAGGCAAGGUAUUUCUCUCGAGUCUUUUCGGCUUCGGGUAGCUCUACGGAGGCCGGGAUAGACAGGGCCUUGGCAGCAAAGGCUGCAGCUUUAGGAAUUUCGACAGUACAAUCGCAAUCUCCCCGCCUCUCAGUACCACAUGAGCCGUCAGAAAACCAACCCGCCGAUCACGGUGUCGACAUUUCCAGGCGUGCGACACGCGAUUUGGACGACUCUUUAGGGAUAUCCGUUACCGAUAUCCCAUCAUCACCACGUCGUCUUUCAAUAGUCGCAGGUUCGACUGUAAGCGCCACGCCAGUUUUACCAAAUUCCAACCCGCAGGGUCCUCAGCUCUCAAAGAAAAGAUCAAGGAAUUUGAGCUUUUCGCAAUACGAGAAAUAUCUCGCGCAUGUAGACCCGAACCUCAAGCAGCCCAAAUUUGUCAAGGAAUCGCAUGUGGUUCCGGACCCAGCGCCCAGUUUGUUUAGCAUCAGCAGCAGGAAGAGUCUCAUCAGUAUCAAACGUACGUUGAAAACAAAGGUGCGAUGGCGGAGAUCAGCCGUGUCACCUUUGCCAAUCUCCUGUAUAUGUUGUCGGGAUGAUUUCAAAAAGAUUCAGUCACUCCAGACAUUGCCAUGCGGUCAUACCUACUGCAGUUCUUGUCUCAAGAUCAUGGUUAAUCAGUCUGUAACUGACGAAUCAAAGAUGCCGCCACGUUGCUGUACUCAGCCGAUACCUGGACAUGUCGUCAAGGCUGUACUUGACAAUGAGGAGCAGCAGACGUUUCUCAAGGCUGUCUUGCAAUUUUCGACACCAUGGGAGGCGCGAAUCUUUUGUCCGAAUGCGGCUUGCGGCGAAUUCAUCAAGCCGCGGGCCAAGAUCGAUCCAAAACACCCAUUCGACGUUACCUGCAAGCAUUGCCGGUCCCGAGUUUGCGUCAUGUGCAAACGAGACGCCCAUCCAUUGGGACAAGACUGUCCAGCCGACUUUGAGCUCGAUGAAGUGUUGAAGAUGGGCGAGAAGUCUGGAUGGAGGCGCUGUUAUAAGUGCCGUACACUGGUCGAACUUUCGCAAGGCUGUACUCACAUGACUUGCCGGUGCAAAGCCCAAUUUUGCUAUAUCUGCGGAGCUGUAUGGGACAGCGCUGUCGGUUGUCCCAACUACUGCAAUGGCGAGGAAGAGCUGGAACGUAGACGGUUAGAGGAGGAGGCUCGAAUGGAGGAACUCGAAGCUGAGAAGGAGGCACAGGAGCAAGCAGCCCUUGCCGCCGAGGCCGAUCGCCUGGUGGCACUGGAACGAACAGCCGCAAGCACCGAGUUCGCACAGCUGGCCGAGACCCUGGCGGCAGAGAAGGAACGGAUCGUUAAGUACGAGAACGAGGCGAAAUCGUCACUAUGGUCGAGGCACAGUGAAGAGCGUGUCGCCAUGAUGGAACGAUUCUCAGACCAGGUAGAGAAGAUGAGGGAGCGGCACGCUAAGACCACGCAGCACCUCGAGGACCGUCAGAUCGCAGCCGAAAUGGACUUGCGCGCCACACUGGAACAACGUGCUCGAAGCGUCAAGAUAAGGCUGAGGCACAUGGAGGCAUAUUGUGACGGACUGGGCAGGAGCGUCAAUCCCAAUACUAAUCCCUCAACGACCAAUAAUGAAAGCGUGGGCAACAGACCCACCUCGCCAAAUAACUCAAGCAUGCCGACGCGAGUUGUAACAGAGCGGGAUUUACGUGAGCUUGGGCAGCAGUAUAAUAUGCGUGACGACCUCGAGCGCCUUCACCAGGCACGAAUAAACGUUCUGCGCGACCGCCAGGCGAAGAACAUGGAGGACCUGCAAGAUCGCCAAAGGAAGGAGAUGGAAAACCUACUGAAUCAACGGGAUGAAGAAAUAGAGGACCUUGAAGCCGCGUUCGCAGCCGAGGACGAUGCGCUUCUCUGCGUGUUCGUUGAAAGGAGGCAACGGGCUCGCGCAAGGUGGGCCCUUCGCGUAGAGAUCCUCCAGAAGACCAUGGAGAACAAUACCGGCUUGCGGCACGGCCCGAUACCUCUGCCCGAGUGGCCGUCGACGUCCAACAGCAGCCCGUUAUCCCCUAUGGCUACCUCGCUGGGACUCCAGAACGAAGGCUCGCAACUUGAUUCUGGCGAUGAGUACUGCUCAUCAACAGAUACGGGAAGUCGGGAAGCGUAAUACGAUUGAGUGAGACCUUGAAACCCUUUCGGUCUCCUCAACCUCGGCUAUGCAUCAUCCCGACCUAAUACCUAAGAGAAACAGGCAAUAUUGGCACGCCAUGAUGAAGCCGGACACGCAGACUGGGAACCCCAGUGUGUAAUUUCACAAUCACGCCCACUAACCAUACCGCUGGAUUUGCUCGAUCUGACUGAGAUGAUGAGAAGUUCAGUCUUUAUUCGGGAAACGAACGGGGUUGAUCAUUUCAGGAACUAUCCCUCCCUUUACACGUUUGACUCUGAUCAGACCAUGAUAUCCACCUUUCUUUUGUUAUCGAAUGAGAGCAUUUGUCAAAUGACGCCAUUGCAAGAUAGCGCUUGUCAUUUUUGUUCAUUUUCAUCAGUUACUAUUUGAGCUUUUUGAGUCUUUACUGUUAUCUUGAUCACCUUUUUUUUUUUUUUUUUUAGUUAAGAUACCAUAAUCGC